Aspergillus calidoustus is the source of this 1125-nucleotide messenger RNA. Lineage: Eukaryota; Fungi; Ascomycota; Eurotiomycetes; Eurotiales; Aspergillaceae. The record is from the annotation of a GenBank genome assembly.
AUGGCCCUCCCUUCACUCACAACCCCUCUCCGAGUCGGGAAACUGGACCUUAAACACCGCGUUGCUCUCGCUCCUCUCACACGCUACCGGGCCGACGAUGACCACGUACCACUCGAUAUUGUGCGCGAGUAUUACGCGCAAAGAGCGAGUGUCCCUGGCACGCUCCUUGUCAGCGAAGGGACCUUCAUCUCUCCCCGGGCGGGCGGUAUGAACAACGUCCCAGGAAUAUGGAAUGAAGCGCAGAUCCAGCAGUGGAAGACCAUUACAGACGCGGUCCAUGCGCGCGGCAGUUAUAUCUUCUGCCAAUUGUGGGCGCUUGGCCGUGCUGCGCAGCCAGAAGUCCUGGCCAAGGAUGGAUAUGAAGUCAUUUCCAGCGGAAACAUUCCAAUGACGGAGGAUAGCAUUGCUCCCCGGCCGCUGUCCAGGGAAGAGAUCCAAAGCUGGGUGGAAGACUAUGCCACGGCUGCGAGAAACGCGAUUGCCGCUGGCUUCGACGGUGUCGAAAUUCAUGGUGCUAAUGGCUACCUAUGUGACCAGUUCUUGCAAGACACGUGCAAUAACCGCGAUGAUGAAUGGGGAGGAAGCGUGGAAAACCGGUCCCGAUUCGGGCUCGAAGUCGCAAAGGCUGUGUCCGCUGCGGUCGGCUCUGAUCGAACUGGCUACCGCAUCAGUCCCUGGAGCACCUUUCAGGGAAUGCGGAUGCAGGAUUUGCAGACGCAGUUCACACAUUUGGUGGGACAAUUGCGUCCACUCGGGCUUGCCUACCUGCACGUUGUCGAGCCCCGGAUAUCUGGGUCGGCAACCGUCGAGGGUGACCAGGAGGACCACGAGUUUCUUCUCAAAGCCUACGGCAGUGACCGGCCGAUCAUUCUCGCCGGUGGCUUCUCCGCAGACUCAGCAGAGAGGAUGAUCCAAGCACAUUCGUCUUAUAAGAUUGUGAUUGGCUUUGGUCGUCACUUCAUCGCCAAUCCUGAUCUUCCUUUCAGGCUCGCCAAGGGUAUCCCGCUGAGGGAUUAUGACCGGACCACUUUCUACACCCCCAAGUCACCAAUUGGGUACGUUGACUUGCCUUUUAGUGAGGAGUUUGCGGCCCAUUCCGCCACUCAGCAGCCGGCUUUAGGAUAG